AUCGAUAUGUAUCAUACCAUAUCGGUAUGUGUUGGUCGAUACAUACCAAUACAUACCGAAACAUAGAUUUCAUCUUGAUUUUUAAUGUUAAAUAGAGUAUCAGUAUGUAUCGUACGAAACAUAUCGAUACGAAGGGAUUUAAAAUUUUUCAUAUAGCUUAUUGGUAGUAUUGUAUUGGUAAGGGACGAUCCGAUAUGUAUCGGCCAAUACGGUAUGAUACUAUGGAUACUUAAAACCAUGGGUACUUAAUGUGUAAAAGAUUUUUUAUCUAUAAUAUGAUGCCGGUUAUGGCAUCUAGACCUAACAAGAGGUACGAGAUAUGUUAUAGCUUGAAAGUACACUCCAUGGAUGAGCAACCCACCCUAGUGUCCUAAGUCUGGUUGGUUAGAGGUUAGUGCACAUUAGGCUUAGGAAUUCCAUCAGUACUUUGUGGAAUUCAAUUUGGAUUUGAGUUCUCAAGUGAAUUCUGAGAUUGCAUUUCUAUAUAUGGUUUGUACUUCUUCCUAGGGAACAUUUUGAGUUACACAAUUAAGAAGUUUCAACUUUGGUGCCAUUCCAUCUGGCCAAAAAAAAAAAAAAAAAAAGGCUGCCUAGGUCGGUUUAAUCUUUGAGGAUAUGUUUGCUUCGGUUGUUCUAUGGUUAACAACAAGCCAACUCAACCUGGGCUGAGUUUCACCUUUAAAAAGUAGCAGUAAGUUGAGAUGCUUCCUGCUUCUUCCAUAGAAGCAUCAAAUGGAGUGAGUUUUUAUCUGGUUACUAGCAGAAUUCUGUGCUAUUUCCUUCUAAAAAAGUGCAAACUAUAGAAAAAAAUGUUGAAUUAUAUGAAAAAAAUUAUAAAAUUCUAUUUGUGUUAUGGUAGUAAGGUCUGAAUAGUAUAUAUGAAUUAUAAAUCAAACUUUUCUUAUAAUCUAUAAGAGUAAUUAUAAAAAAUAGCUUAAAAAUAGAAAAUAUAAUCAAAAUAAAAGAAUAAGAAUAGAAAAUAGAAGACUAAUAAAUAGUAUCAAAUAAAAAAUAACCUAAAAUGAAUUCGAAAUGAAAACAUACUUAUUUAAAAACUCAAAUUUGUUGACUUUAUAACAGUAUUAGGUUAGAAUAUUAAUAAAAUAUCAAAUAAACUUAUUCUUAAACUAACUAUGUGCCAUUGCUUUCUAAUAUUUAUUGUUAAAUAUGUGAACCACUUUCCAUCUAAUGUAUAUCUUAUUCAAUUUUCAAUCUCUGAAAGCCAUCAAUGAUCUUCUGACCAACCAUCUUAACCUCACUAGGGAAAGACAAAUAAAGAGCAGGCUUCCUUAAGUAUAGUAAUUAGAGAUGUAGUUAUGUUGUUCUCUGAUAACUUGUUAUCACCCUCAGUCUUCAUCUAUCAUCUAGAUGAUCAUUUAUCCUUCCUGAUUAAGAGGAUGUUAGGCAUCUUAACCUUUGCCCUAUAAUUUGAGUAGUUUAUUUAUUCUCGAAGUGUUGAUUGAAGGUGGCAUAAUGAAACAAUAGUGAUAAUUCUGGUAAUUGUUGGGCCAUAAAUUCUACUGUAAUUUUUAAAUUUCUGCUGAUUGAAAUAUUGACCAUUGAUUAUAAUAUAUCCAUUUUCUACACACAAUUUAAAUGAUAAUUAUUUUCAGUGAAUUAAGCUUAUAGUACCUACCUGUCUCAGAACUCACUACAUCGAGGUCGAACUCAUGCUUUUGAUCUCCUGCUGUGCAAAAAAAUCAAAAUGAUAUAUUUAUGGAAGGAAACGCAAUAUAGGAGCAUGUAACGUGCAUUGAGCGAGCUGUUCAGGUCACAGGCUUAGAGACCUCGUUCCAUCGGUUUAUCCUUAAGAGAAAGAGGUUACUAGACUAUAAAAAACUUAGAUCUUCAAGCUGGGUCCGAAAAGGCAUACCUAAGGGCUUCAAAAGUAAUGGCAUGAUUGGCAGGCGGGCCUAAUAGAUAAGUUCAUACUUCCACUUUUCCAGCAUCUUUGUGUAAGCUACAUCUCCUUUCUUUCCUCCUGCUUCCUUGUCAUCUCUUGUGCUAUCUAACGCAACAUUUUGUGGUUCCCAACGGUCUAUUUGCUAGGUUUUGGAUGAGAGCUAAGGUUGAGUUAUCCGGCCUCCCCAAUUCCUUCCCUCUACUUGAUUUACAAUCAGCUGCAAUCAAACUACUGCACGUUGCCCAUGCAACCAAGCAAUGGCUGAGCUAAUUGAUUGUAGACCACUCUCUCCUGGUGGUAAACAAAAAGCAAAGCUCAGGCACGUGCUAAUGUGCACGGAAGGACUUGCCUGGUGGUUCUAGUGCGCUAGUGGUCUGGUCCUCUCAAAUCCUAUUUUUUCAUUGACAGGUAGCAUGAAUUCUAAGGUUCCUUAUUCCGGUUGUAUAAGGAAGAAGAGUUAGAAUGGGCAUGGCCCCACCAGCAGCCUGCGUCAGCCAGGUCGGUAGUCCUAAUCUCACCAUUGCAUAUUGAACUUUGGUACAAAGGUUUCGUAGGCAGGAUCAUGCCUCCCCACUAUCCGCCUUUAAGUGAUAGGGUUCCAAUAGGGUCCCAAACCUUGCUUUCGGCUAGCUGUCUAUUGAGUAUAGAUUGGGAACUGAAAAACCUUCCUUCCUUUCAAACUCAACAACUUAACCUGACCUACCAACAGACCUUGAAAUAGAAUGAUUCUUUGCUCCCAUGCCUUUCUUGGUCGGACCCACCCAACCGGCAAUUUCCUUCUUCCCGAGUUGGGAAGCAAGAACAUAGCAUUCUCUGGGGCACAUAGGAUCAUACAUGAUUGUGCUUUCUUGGCAGAGUUUUAGGCGGCAAGAGACUGAUGGGCUUGUUGGAGCUGCUGAGCGGGAUAAAUAAAGCUGCUAUACUGCCAUGCCGCGGAUAGUCCUCUUGCUGGGCAGCCUCCCCGUUUGGCGGAUUCACACCUUCAACUUAGGAUUGGUGUGGAUAAAAUGUUUCGUUCACACUGAGCUGUUAGGAAUCCUUUGGCCGGCAUGUGCGAGGUUUUCGUGACCCGUGGUACACCUAUCCAGCCUGGGCUCUUGGAAAGAGAGUGAUGUGAGCAAAGAACAAGAGUAAGACCGUGACGUAGCGAAUUCGUCGUUGCUCAUUCCCAUUAGGCCGAAGUGUUUAGCGUUUCCUUCUCUGAGCCUGCCUACGCUUCGCUGAUCUAUCGCAUGGUGCGUACCUGUUCUGAUGAUCCUAAAACUCAUUUGGCAGAGCCAACAUGUGAAAUAAAGGUCAAGCUGACAUAUGCGGGGUUUAAAUUCUGAUAUCGAAUUUGUGGUCCAACAUUGCAAAAUGCAUGAAUUAUGGCUGGUGAACUGCUUCUUCUUCCACGGAGAUUCAGACAAAACCGAGCUUGGAUGGAGCUGAACAAGAUUUGGUGAAUGAAUGCACAGGUAAAGCUGAGCUAGCAGCACCUUUGACUACCAAUACCUGAGCAACAGACCAACAAAAAGACUAUACUAAUAAUGACUUUACGCUCCCUUCCUACCUUUGUCGGGUUAAUUCAAUAUUCUUAACAAAUAUGGAGAAUGAUGUGUGAAAAGAUCUAUUGUUGGAUUUUCUGGACAAGUAUUAUGGUUAACCUUGAACAAAUAAAAUGGCUGAUGAAAUAGUGUGUCCUUAUGAGUGACGUGUUAAUUUUAUCCUUUCAAUUCGGGUCAAUUAAAUAAAGCCCCAUUCUAACUAAUUGGUUCACCUACAAAAGUUUCUUUUUGUUUUAAUCAUUCCAUUCUACAUUUUGUUUACGGAUGAUAAAGUAAUUUUAUUUACUUGAAAAAUGAUUCAGGCUAUCCAUUCAGUUGGCCACAAGGUCUAUAAUUAUGUCUGCAUGAAAAUGAAUUUCUGAUUAUUUGUAUUUCUAUAAAUGAUGUUAUAGAUCUUGUCAGUUCAUAGAAGGAGGAUACAAUGUCUCCAUAGCUUGGUUUUUAUUUUCUGAUAAAAGAUCUAUGAUGUGUGCAGCUUUACCAGUGGAGGAAGUUUUUCAGAGCUAACUCAAUUGAUAUGCAUGAUAUUGAUGACACAAAUGUCGUCAAGGAUAUUCCUGAUUCUUUCCAUGAUGUUCCACCUUCAUCCUACCCUCUAAUCAUAACUUUUCAGAAGUUUCUUAUGAUGCUUGAUGCAAGCAUGGAAAACUCAUUUUUCGUUAGAUUUCAUGAUGUGAAUAAAUUUCUUCUUGGUAAAACAGGAAUUUCUAAUUCAGUUGCAUUACAGGCCUUCAUUAGAACGAAGGAGGUUAAUUAUGAAAGAUUUAAUUCAUUAUACUGGCCACAUUUUAAUAGUAAGCUGAUUAAGGAGUUUGAUUCUUCCAGAGUGUUUACUGAGAUAAUUUCCCAUAUAAAAGGUGGAAUGGGUGAAGGCAAGGCACACAAUGGUAAACUUAGCCGAGAGGAUAAUGUUUCCCUUUCUGGAGCUCGGUUGUCCACCUUAAGUAGAGAAAGAAGGGAGGUAAUUUAUGAUAUAUUUCUUAAUUAUGAGAAGAAGAAGCUUAGGAAUGGGGAGUUUGGCUUGGCCGAUUUAGUUAUUGACCUUCAUCUCCGAUUGGGAGUUUGAAGCUAUGAAGGUGAGGAAAUGGAUUUAGUCUAUAUUGAUGAGGUUCAAGAUCUCACCAUGAGGCAGAUUGCACUUUUCAAAUAUAUUUGUAAAAACUCUUCUGAUGGCUUUGUUUUUUCUGGUGAUACUGCCCAAACUAUUGCCAGGGAGAUUGAUUUCAGAUUCCAAGAUAUAAGAUCUAUGUUCUUCAAAGAGUUCCAUUUGGAAUCAGCAAGUGGUAGCAGUGAGAGAGGUAAAAGUAGUAGCCAACCACGUGUCUCAGAGAUUUUCCAUUUAAACCAGAACUUCCGAACCCAUGCGGGUGUUCUAAAUCUGGCACAGAGUGUGAUUGACCUUUGUAUCAUUUCUUUCCACACUCUAUUGAUGUUUUAACUCCUGAGACAAGUCCUAUAUUUGGAGAACCUCCUGUUGUAAUUGAAUCUGGUAAAGAUGAAAAUUCAAUCCUAACUAUUUUUGCCAAUAAUGGAACUACUGCUGGAAGUAUGAUUGGCUUUGGAGCUCAGCAGGUCAUAUUGGUACGAGAUGAUUCCGCAAAGAAGGAAGUUGUAAACGAUAUUGGAAAACAAGCUCUUGUUUUAACAAUACUUGAGUGCAAAGGGCUUGAGUUUCAGGUUACGUGGAUUAUUUGCAUGAUUGAUAACUUGGACCUUAUUUUCUGCUGUUGCUGGAUGUACCGUUAUACAACUUUUUUGGCUCAUUUCCAUUGAACAAUCUGUGGAGAGUUGUGUAUGAGUAUAUGAAAGAACAGGAUAUGCUUGAUGCAUCUGCAGCAAGAUCAUUUCAAGUUUCAAUAUGGAAAAACAUAAUCUUCUUUGCUCUGAAUUGAAGCAAUUAUAUGUAGCAAUAACUCGUACAAGGCAAAGGUUGUGGAUCUGUGAGAACAUUGAGGUGUUGUCAAGUCCUAUGUUUGAUUACUGGAAACAUUUGUGUCUGGUGCAAAUUCGACAACUUGAUAGUUCAUUUGUACAGGCGAUGCAAGUUGCAAGCAAUAAAGAGGAGUGGCAUUUAUGUGGCAUAAAGCUAUGUAAUGAGGGCAAUUUUGAGAUGGCUGCAAUGUGCUUUGAAAGAUCUGGAGACACAUGCAAGGAGAAAUGGGCUAAAGCAUCUGGUCUUCGAGCUGCUGCUCACCGUAUGCAUGGCUUUAAUUCUAAAAUGCGGCAUAUUGCUCUUUUGGAAGCUGCAGAGAUUUAUGAAGUAAUUGGUAAAGCUGAGUCUGCUGUCAAGUGUUUUAUUGAGUUACAGGAAUAUGAACGAGCAGGUAUGAUUUAUAUGGAGAAAUUUGGUGAAUCAAGGCUUGAGGAUGCUGGUGACCUUUUCUCCAUUGCUGAAUGCUGGAGUCGUGCUGCUAAUGUAUAUGCUAGGAGCAACAAUUUCUCAAAGUGCUUGAUUGCUUGCACAAAGGGAAAACUCUUUGACGAGGGACUACAAUUCCUUAAAUGCUGGAAAGAAAAUUCAACUCCUGCCAUGGAUAUAGUUGCAAAGCUUCAAAGAUUGGAUGAAACAGAACAAGCUUUCCUUGAGAAUUGUGCAAGGUACUAUGAUAAGCUUAAAAAUACGGGAAGUAUAAUGAAAUAUGUGAGGGAAUUUUAUUCUAUCGAUUCCAUUCGCAUUUUCUUGAGGUCAUGGGAUUAUUUGACUGAGCUUGUGUUGUUGGAGGAAGAACUUGGGAACUUUAUGGAGGCUGCCAGCGUUGCAAGGCUGAAAGGUGAUAUUCUUUGUGAGGCUGAUAUGCUAGGGAAGGCUGGAGAUUUUGAAAAGGCAUCGAGGUUGAUUAUCUUUUAUGUUGUUGGAAUGUCUCUUUGGGGCUCUGGAAGGAAAGGAUGGCCACCAAGCCAUUUUCCUCAGAAGGAAGAACUCUUAAUGAAAGCCAAGUCGAUUGCCAAAGGUAAGUCGGAAUUCUUCUAUGACAUGGUCAGCAUGGAGGCAAACAUAUUAUUAAACCAAGAGGGCAGUUUGUUAGAAAUGGGACAAUACUUAAGGGCUUCCGAUGAAUUUAGAAAUUUCUUAGCUCAAUGUUUCUGUGCUUGUAAAAUUCUUGAUCUUCAUUUUCAACCAAGACCCUCUAAAUAUGAGUGGGAACAGGAAAUCGUCCUGGAUCAGAUGAAUCAUGCGUAUAACACCAUUUGCAGGAUCAAGCUCUCUAUUGAAUCACUUGUUUACUUUUGGAACUUUUGGAAGGGAAUGGUUGGAAACAUAUUUUCAUACCUACAGUCUAUUGGUUCCAAUCGUAAGAAUGAAUAUUUGGACCAUGGACAGUUUUGCUUGGAUUAUCUGGGUGUACGAAAGCAGAAAAAUAAUCAUGGUUUUCUAUACCUUUUGCUCAAUUCUGAUGCAUGUUGGGUUAAGGAAAUUAAUAAAAGUGACAUUUGGAAAAAUCGGCACUUGGUUGGUCUCAAUCUUCAACAGUUUGUCUCUGCUGCUAGGAGUCACUGGUGUCCAGAAGUAUCCUUAGCUGGUCUGAAAGUAUUGCAGAGACUGGAAGCCCUUUAUGAUUUUGCCAAGUGCAAUUUUUUCCGAUUAUUUUGUCAAGGGAUGGUUGUCCUCCACAUGUUUCAAGUAGCGCAAUUCUUAUUGAAGUCAGAUUUGCAGGUAUGGAAAUACCGUUUACGGGAACUGCAGGAGUUCGUUGCAUCAUCUAGAGUGCGCUUCUUCGACAUUUUAUUUCCCCACGACUGGAGGCAAGCAAUGACAGAGAAUUUGAUUGCCUGGAGGGAGACCACUCUUUUUAUGGAUUUACUCAAAGAUGUUAUAAUUGAUAACAUACAUUUGGAAGGUAAGCCAACAUAUGGGCAAAUUGGGAGGGUGAUGAUGCUGAUCUUUGUAUCUGGAGAUCUAACAGAUGCACUGUAUCAGAAGAUUGCAAGCAGAUUUUUUGUUAAUGCACCUUGGGAAGCAGUCGUUCAGGAGUUGAAAAAAAAACAAGAGGUCAGGAUUUGCACGGAUCUUUCUAGUUCGGAAGCUUCAACAGGCUCUGGAAGAUACUUUCAGUGUGACUUUCAGCCUGACCUGGAAGAUGGAUUCUGACUAUAUGUCACCUCACUGUUACAUAUAUCUUAUUGAGCGCCUUUUGUAUUGGAUAGCUUCUUGCCAAGGAUAUUUUUUCACAACCAAAGCUUCUGUUACUGAGUCUCUUGCAUGCCAAGAGUGGAAUCCUAGGUCCAGCAUUCGUCGGGCUAUUAAUAUGCAUGCAUUGUUACAAGAUUCAUAUGAUUUUAUUGCUGGACAAAUCAUCAACUUUUAUUCGAUGAGCAUGGGAUGUUUAAAUGGCUUGAGAAGUCCAACUUCACUAUUAAGGACUAUUAUCCAGGAUUAGUGUUAAGAUUUAUUGUAGUGAUUAGUUUAGUUUGUCUGAAUUGUGGGAGGCAUUUUGGUCUACUUUAUAAACUGCUAAGUAGGAACGAAGUUAUCACCCAGUUGCCUCGUGCAUUCUAUGUGAUCCUUCAGGGAAGGCGAAAGCAUAGUUUUUCUGAUGUGCUUGCUGAAGCACUCAAAACUAUCAAGAAUCCUCUUGUACUGAUUUCAGGAAGUGGUUGUCCAGAAAGUUUAUGUUCAGAUGUAUUAGUUGUACACAUGAAGGCCAUCCAAUGCAGAGAGGAUAUAUUAAGAGUUUUAUUCCCUGAGAGUUUGAAAGUUUCAGAGUAUCAAAUUUGUUCUGUUGAAUCGGAAAGGAAUAUUUCAUGUGAUGAAGAUAUUGCUUCAGGGAGAACUUAUCAAAGGAAUAUUACUGAAUCUCCUUCUCUAUCAAGGUUAUCAAUGACUGUUGAUGAGAGGAAAAAUGGUAGACUUUCUUCUGCCAAUGAGUCAGGUGGGAAGGUGGAUACCAACAUUGAGAUGGAAGAUGGGAAUGAAAAAAAUGAUCUGCAAUUGAUUUUUGGGAAGUUUUGGAAAACUUUUGAAGAUUAUGGCAAUGCUACAAGCCUGGCUUCUAAUAUUUCACAGAUAAAGGUGUCAGUGGAGGAAUCUAUUUGCAUUAUGGAGUUCGCUAUAGCCCAAUUAAGGCAGAAUAAAAUUCUUAGAAAUGAGGAAAACUUGUUUGAAGAAGCAAAACACAUUUUUGGUGAUUUGGUUAAGCUCUCCUUUGCCUUGGAUGUGGGGUUAGUUUCAAUCUCCCCCUCUUUGUGUGUGCAUAUGUAGGCAGGUUGGGUGGUGGAUGCGUGCAUCACUUCCUGCCUGCCGUUAUAUCCUUGGAGUUGCAUUUUCUGUCCUCUGCUAUUUAUUUGAAUGGCUAUGGAAAUCGGCAAUUUAUCUCCAAGAAAAUGUUUAUUUAUCUCUGUCAAAAGCUUUUACUGAGUCGGGAAUAGUUUGUUUGGUACAUUGGCCUACAAAAUUUGUUUUGUACAUUUAUUCAUAAGUUGGUUGAACCUGAAACUCAUUCAAGUGAUUGAUAGGUUCAAGUAAAGCCCACUUAUUAUUAUGCUUCAUAUGGCUCAACCAGAAAAUACCCUGCAAAAAAAAAUGAGGAUUCCAUUUCCUAUUAUUAAAAAAUGAUUUUACUAUCAGUUUGUUUGCUAGCUGAGUAUUUGGAAUCUUCAUUUCAUUCUGAUGGAAUAUGUUUUAUUUUAUUUUAGUUUAUUUUAUUUUUAUUUUUUUCAGUUAUGAAGAGCUUAAGAAUAAUAUUUCAACAAUUUUAGAACUCUUUAGAAAGUUGAGUGAAAGGGGGCCAAGACUGGAGAACUUGUUGGAUUACCUGUUCUCACAAAGUAAGCCAGAUCCAAUCAGUGAAGCAUUACAGGAUGGUGUUGCCACAGGAACUCAAAAUCACAGCAGCAAGGGAGAAGAAAAGAAUGACUAGGGUAAGAGAAAAACCAAGUCUAAGAAGGGAAAGAAGGGGAAGAAGAAGGCUUCAACUGUAAGUAUUCCAUCAGAAGUUGAAAGGACUAGGAACUAUGAAAGAGAAUGAAAAGGGGAAAGGAAUUACCAAGUCAAAGAAGGGAAAGAAGAAUUUUAUUCAUUGAAGGUAAAGAAGGGCAAAGGAAAGAAAUACUUAUGCAUUCUUGUUCUCCUUCCUGUUCCAUUUAUUGUGCUUUUUCCUUCUUUCUUUCUACCGCCAAUGUCUUAUUUCUUUGCUGAAUUUGCAGAUAUUAGACUCAUUUUUUACUAUAAUUUGUCAAAGAAGGGAAAGGACUAAUUUGAUGCAAUCUUUUUCUCUUUCCUGUUCCAGUUAAUAGGUUUCUUCCUUUAUUCUUUCUACAGCCAAUGUCUACUCAAUUUUAAAACAAUUUCAUUAUUUACAGAAAUUAUCAAAUCUACAAUUUUUUUUUCCUAUUCUAAGCAAAUUGAACCAAUCCUUUUGUUCAUUCUUCUUUUUUUGGUUCACAAUUUAGGGAUUGCCCACUGUCUUCUUGACACGUUAGACAGAGUCUGGUGGAAUCUGGCUUACAAAAAGGUUCAGCAUGAUUAUUUUUCUGAUGAGUGAAAAGAUAUUAAAAUUGGGGAAACAUUUGCUACUACUUGGUUGUGGGGGCGGUUGGGUUGGAAGCAUAGAAAUUCAAAGUCCUAUAUAUAAGUUUUUAGUUUAGCAUCAACCAUUAUACAUUUUCUGCCAAAUGCCAAUGAGAUUUAAUAAAUUAUUUCCAAAAUUAACUGUGUAAGGGCUUCAGCUUGAACGAAGCAAUAACAGGAAUGUUGUAUAAGAUGUCUUCUGCAAUUUUAAGAUUUCAUUAACUAUAGAUAUGCAGGUGCGGCUAACUUCAUUUUACAUUCCUAAAGUCUUGAGUAUUUCUUCAGUUACUAGAUCUCUAACGUUUUAGAUGGCUUCGGGAAAGGAAAUGAAAGACCUAUUUUAGACUCAAGUCGCAAGGAUUCCUUGGACUCUAGUUUGAUUAAUAAUGGUUGGAAUUCUGGACUGGUGAGAUCUCUUUUUACCCUCUUGUUGCUAACUCUAUUCUGAGUACUGCUAUAAGUAUUAACCCCUCUAGUGAUGAAUGGUUUUGUCCCCUCUUGCAGAGUUGUGUUGACUACUCACUUAGUUGUUAAUUAUUUGAGUAAGAGUGAGUUGGGUGAUAGAAAAGGAUCCCUUGAUCCUGAACCGGUAUUACCUGGGAUCGUAAAUCCCAAGUUUGUCUAUUAAGAGUGGAUCUAAUUGUAUUAGUGUCUAUAAUUGAUUUCAUCAGUGAGUACUAAUUGAUAGGGCCUCAUUGGUAAAUGCUUUCGUUGUUUAUGGCAUUUGUUCUUUUCGUGUACAUCUGCUAAACAUAUUUGACUGGCAAAGCCAUUGGAUAUUUGGAUGUUCACACAGAAUACCUCCAGUCUUCUCUUUUUUACUUGUUUGAAUAUAGUUAGUUCAUCUACCUUGUUCUUAAUUGAUAAGCCUCGUGUGUUAUUGCUGCAAUUACUAUGUAUUUCAUUUGGGCUGCUUGCAAUAGGUAUCUGUUACAAAAUGUUAAUCCUUCUCCUCAUUUGGUUAUGCAAGUAAUUCUUUGGUGAGCUGCUGAUCUUGAUUAGAAUGCUGAACCUUUCUCCACUAUUUCUAUUUCUACUCACUUCUCUAUGUCAUUGUCUGAUUACCUGGCAUUACCUUCUUUGGAUCAUCCAGUUAUAUCUAAUGGGUGUUCUGUACCAACCGCCAUUACUGCUGGAUGGGCUUCUGUUUUUUGACAAAUCUCACAUCUGUUAUGUUGACUUGAACUAUGGAUGUGCAGGUAGCUACCAGGUCCCAAAAGCCAGAAGUAACAUCCGGGGCUAUUCAAAGCGCUUGAAAGAGGGUAUCGGAAAGUUUGUUGAUUGAUGAUGGUAAUAUGGUUAGAUGGUUCAAGGGAAGCAAGAAGGUUGGCUAUGAGGGUUGUUCAAGAUAUUACUGACAAUCUUAUUUUUUGCGUCUAUGUUGGACGUUGUCAUCUUAUGCUUUUCUGUAGCUACUAGGGCAGUAGGUAAAACAUCUAAUUUGCUAAAAGUAAGUCUAUUGUGUAUGAAAUUAGUUUCAUAUUGUUGGUCAAAUUUAGAGAUUGUAUCUCUUUAAGAUUCUCUAUUGUGAAUUUAUUUUCACUUUU
Messenger RNA from Macadamia integrifolia, 11505 nucleotides. RefSeq lists its product as uncharacterized. Gene Ontology annotation, molecular function: protein binding; helicase activity. The coding region runs from base 5309 to 7540 and encodes 743 amino acids. The transcript has 6 exons. The record is from RefSeq and is a predicted model, not a curated record. NCBI's taxonomy places the organism in Eukaryota, Viridiplantae, Streptophyta, Magnoliopsida, Proteales, Proteaceae.